CUAGCUUCGUAGCUAUCAAAAUGGCAGCUCAAGUUGACCACCGAGGACCGAAUCAAUCCAGGGGCCGUUGCUACGAUGUCAGGAACCAACCAGGAGCCUUUGAGACCUGAAAUAAGAAGCUACUACUUCAUCACGUAAUUUACGGCUAAAGAGGUGCAAUGUUGGGCGGACACAUUCGGUGUACAUUCAUCAAUAUAAGUUGAAUGGUGAUGGUGGAUGAAUGACUGUUGGACAGUUAAACAAGAGAUCGAAGCCAAGGAGGCCUGCGAAUGGCUGCGAGCAGCCGGCUUCCCUCAGUAUGCACAGUUAUUCAAAGACAGCAGGUUCCCCAUCGACAUUGAGUUUGCCAAGAGGGAUCACCGUUUCCUGGAUAAGGAUGCUCUGGAUUCUCUCUGCAGGCGAUUAAUCACUUUGAAUAAAAGUGUGGAAUUGAGGCUGGACCUGCCCAAACCAAAACAUCAAUUGAAUGAAGACUUCAUUGACGAAGAUUUCUGCGCAAUCAGCCCUAAGUGGACCUACGACAGGGCAAUGCGACAAUGGCGGCGCAUCAACUCUUCCACAGACUUCCUCCGCUUGUCUGACAGCUCCGGCCUUCCACAGGAAAUGUCUCUAUGUGACAACCGGGAUGUCCGAGACCAUCAUGAUGUCUGCUCCAUCCACAGUUCCAGUAGCACUGAAAGUGAAAGCCAAAACAGGCGCCGUAAGCGUCACAGAGACAAUGCUGUUAACCAAAGCAACACGGAUGAUCAGGGGACCAGCAGAAGCUCCUCACGCUGCUCCUCUUCAAACAAGACUCCAUCGCUGGACAUCUCAUUCAGCGGACCCCCUUCACCGGGGGGUGUAAGUGGUGGAGGAUCAUCCACCAUGAGUCUGGAAACUGAGGCCUGCGUCACAGAGAAACCGCCUCGGAAAAAGGGGACCAGUCUGCUAAGGAAGAUGGAGAAACUGCGGUUGAGAGGAACAACAGGCCUCCUGUCUGUUCCGAGGGACAAUGGGAGUCUGGCUCAGCUGGUUGUCCGAGAAACUGCAGGGGACGGGAGGAUGGAAAGGGGCCCAUCAAGCCAAGCGUCAUCAUCACCAUCCUCACCUCACGCUAUGAGCAGCAGCAGCAGUAACAGCCAGUCAGAGAGCAGUAGCGUGGUCAGCACUCCAAGCCCAGUCACACGUGUCCGGAGUAACUGCAAACGCUCUAACAGUGGUUCCGAAAUCGGCAAGGGAAUGACAUGCAACAACCACCAGAACCAAACAGAAACAAAGGACAAGGACCAGAUCAACAACAACAUCAGCCACGAGGGCCUCCUUUUCCACAUCCCCCAAGGACAUAAACCGGGGACUUUCCCUACUUCCCUCGCACACAAACACGGUCUUCUGUCCCCCAUCAUUGAUCAAACCUCUAUCAACUGGAGAACUGGCAGUUUCCACGGUUGCCAGAGUAACCGUGGCAGUUGCCGUCGAGACAUGGCGUCGCAUGCUACCUCGUCGCCUUGUCCCAACGAUGCAGGCAUACGGCUGAGUAUCUAUGACAACGUUCCAGGUGACCACCAACUGUCUGAAAGUGAAGGUGGUAGUGGUGGAAGUGUUAGUGAUGCAGAGCGACUGGGGGAUGAGUUGGAUGUAACCCGACUGUUAGUAGGCGAGGAUGUUUUCUCUGCUCUGGACACAGUUUUAGAAAGGAUCAACAACCUGCAGAAACUUGUCUCUACCUGGACUGAAAAUCUAUCUGAAGAUGAUUCUCAGCAAGAUUCCACCUGUGCCUCCUCCUCUUCUUCUACUUCUUCCUGCUCCCACGAUUCACUCGCCCAUUGCUCUUCAGCCGUCUCCCCUUGCCCUUCGUCACCUACUUGCAUCCACCUGGUGGUGCAGAAUUCAGAGGAAGAGGAGGAGACCUGUGAGAAGAUAUCUGAAAGCGGAGACGAGUCAAAGACCAGAUCAACGCCAGACAAGACCAGCAGAGUGAGCCAGCAGCUGCACUGGUCGAGUGAGCAAAGCCUGCUGACCCUGCCAGCUAGUCCAGGGGUGGAGAACCAGUCUGUCACCCAGUUUCUUCUGCUGCAGAAGCUUGCCUUGCUCAAACUUACCGCCCUGAUGGACAAAUACUCCCCGUCCAGCAAGCAAGGCUGGAACUGGACAGUUCCGAAAUCGCUGAGGAAGACCAAGGCGACACAGGCGAAAGGGCGACGGGUUUUUGGUGUUCCCCUGCUUGUCAAUGUGCAGCAGACAGGAGAACCCCUCCCUCCCAGCAUUCUCAGGGCGCUUGUGUACCUGAAGACAGAGUGUUUGGACCAGGUGGGUCUUUUCCGGAAAUCGGGGUUGAAGUCUCGGAUCCAGUACCUCCGCGAGAUGCUGGAAUCCAGCCCCGAUGGUGUUUCCUAUGACGGACAGUCUGCUUUCGACGUAGCCGACAUGGUGAAGCAAUACUUCCGAGACCUGCCUGAGCCCAUCUUCACUUUCAAGCUGUGCGAGUCCUUCCUCCACAUUUAUCAAUAUUUUCCCAAAGAUCAACAGCUGGUCGCAGCCCAGGCAGCCAUCUUACUACUGCCAGAUGAGAAUCGUGAAGCGCUGCGAACACUGCUCUCCUUCCUGCGCGACGUAGUGGCCUGCGUGGAGGAGAACCAGAUGACCCCCACAAACAUCGCCGUGUGCCUGGCACCGUCGCUAUUCCACCUCAACGCACUGAAGAGAGACAAAAGUGCAGCCAGAGCUAGUCACAGGAAGUACAGUCAUGGGCUCCCAGACCAGCGUGAUCUAAGCGAGAACUUGGCCGCCACCCAGGGCCUUGCUGACAUGAUCACAGAGGCCCAAAGACUUUUUGAGAUUCCAGCAUUUUGGCCCUCUCAGAACUUGAGCUCUGCAGGCCAGGCGGAGGACCUUUUAAGUGAGGUUGCAGGAUCGCAGUCCCCUGGUUCUGGUAGUUGUGAGGACGAGCUGGAGGAGCGGAGAAGGAAGCUCCAGAUAAGCACCCAGCAGCUUCUGAAGGAAGCCAGGGAGAAGAGCCGAGGCUGGGAGAACCAAACUGCCCCAGAGGCGGUGACGCUGGCUCUCAAAAAGAUGGAUGAUGGUUGCCCCCUGUGGAUGUGGCGUGGCUCCGUGGAGGUGGAAGCACACCAGGAGGAUUUGUUUCACCGGCUGCUUAGGGAACAGGAGCUGUGGGAGGGAGGCUUGCACCAGACUAAUAUAAUCCAGACGUUGCCCAAUGAUGCUGAGGUAUAUCACUACCUCCUUCAGGGCCAAGGCCACGGUCUGGGCUACUGCCCUCCCCGGGAGCACCUGCUGCUCAGGACCUGGCAGGCAGACCCUUACUGUGGCCCCCUGUAUCUGUCCUCUGUGUCCACGGACCACCCCGAGGUGCGACUGGAGGGGGUCCGAGUCCACACACACUCCUGCCUCUACUUACUUGAACCCACGGGAGCGAGGAGGACCCGGCUGACCCACUUGUGUCGAACUGACACCAGGGGCCGCUCACAAGUGUGGCACCACAAAGUGAGCGGACAUCGCCUGUCUGCCGGUCUGCUGGCGAUCCAAGAGUCCUUCAGAGCUCAACACAAAGAGACCGGCAUUUGAUUGGAGGGUUUUUUUGCACUUCAAAAAAGGUAGCACUCUUCACUAUCUCUUGUCUCGUUAAACUGCAGAGCUUCACUUGUAUUCCAAAGUGGAGCUCACAAACCCACGGUGAGACCUUUCCCGACAUUGCUUCUCUUUGGCUACGCUUGAGUUUUUUCCUCCCGUCGGAGGCUUUUGAAAGGUGGUCUGUGUCUCCCCAAUGAGACAUACUCAGCUUCAUGAAGAAGGAAAAAACACUAAGGGCGGAAGCAAGGGAAAGAUGCAGCAAGCGUACGGCCCACGGACGCACACAAACACAGGAAGUAAGAAGGACAAACAGCAGGAAGUCUGGAUUUUUUUGUUGUCCAGCAGAUGUUAAAUGUGAGAAAACAGGAGGCCAUGUACUGUACCUACCUCUCCGCGGGGCGGCGCCACAAUGUUUUUGCAGAUUGACGAAAACUUAAUGAACCGCAAUGGGCGACUAUUCUGAAAGAUGACGGAUAUCCGAGCAGACUCGGCGAAUACUUCAACCUGAAUGCGGUUAUGGACGUGACGAGGGCAACCAAAACCAGCAAAGGCGCGCCAGAAAAUUGAUGGAAUUGUUCCACUCUAUUUAAUUCAACUCCAAAUAUCGGAUAUUUAAAUCAAAGCUCUCAACAAA
Nerophis lumbriciformis (worm pipefish) is the source of this 4201-nucleotide messenger RNA. Its product is annotated as rho GTPase-activating protein 7. Gene Ontology annotation, molecular function: lipid binding; protein binding; GTPase activator activity. The record is from RefSeq and is a predicted model, not a curated record. Gene Ontology annotation, biological process: signal transduction; actin cytoskeleton organization; regulation of Rho protein signal transduction. Lineage: Eukaryota; Metazoa; Chordata; Actinopteri; Syngnathiformes; Syngnathidae.